This is a messenger RNA of Orcinus orca (killer whale), 6616 nucleotides long. It is a transcript of the gene FAXDC2, whose product is annotated as fatty acid hydroxylase domain containing 2. The coding region runs from base 153 to 1154 and encodes 333 amino acids. Gene Ontology annotation, biological process: sterol biosynthetic process. The record is from RefSeq and is a predicted model, not a curated record. NCBI's taxonomy places the organism in Eukaryota, Metazoa, Chordata, Mammalia, Artiodactyla, Delphinidae. The transcript is spliced from 9 exons. Gene Ontology annotation, molecular function: iron ion binding; C-4 methylsterol oxidase activity.
UCACCUUGGCCAGCCUCCCAGCCUACCGACUAAUAACAGGGUGAGGCGGCAGCACAGCAACAGCAGCUGCCAGCGUCGGGGCUGAAGGAAGAGAAAGCGGGCUUGAGCUGUGCCAGGACCUUGGAGGAGCUGGGACACAGCCCACUGCAGAGAUGAAGGGAGAAGCUGGAAGUGUGCCACACAAUGAGAAGCAAAAGCAGGAGGGACACAUCUGGGGCUCCAUGAGGAGGACGGCUUUCAUCCUGGGCUCUGGCCUUCUCUUGCUUGUGGCCCUCUGGAACUCAGUCACAUGGCAUCUUCAGAGAUUUUGGGGUGCUUCUGGCUACUUCUGGCAAGCCCAGUGGGAGAGGCUGCUGUCUACGUUCGAAGGGAAGGAGUGGCUCCUCUACAUUCUAGGUGCCACCCAGGUGCCCGUUCUGCUCUUCUGGACCGUCAGUGGACUUCUACUGGUGGUUGACACAACUGGAAAGCCUAACUUCAUCUCCCGCUACCGAAUUCAGGUCGGCAAGAAUGACCCUGUGGACCCCAUGAAACUACGCCAGUCUAUCCACACGGUUCUCUUCAACCAGUUUGUGAUCUCUUUCCCCAUGAUGGUCUGGCUCUAUCCCAUCCUCAAGUUGGGGGGCGACCCCUGCCGCCGAGAGCUACCCACCUUCCACUGGUUCCUCCUGGAGCUGGCAGUCUUCACGCUGACUGAGGAAGUGCUGUUCUACUAUGCACACCGCCUCCUUCACCACCCAAAACUCUACAAGAAAAUCCACAAGAAACACCACGAGUGGACAGCUCCCAUUGGUGUGAUCUCCCUCUACGCACAUCCUAUCGAGCAUGUGGUCUCCAACAUGCUGCCGGCGAUGGUGGGUCCCAUCGUCAUGGGAUCCCACUUGUCCUCCAUCACCAUUUGGUUUUCUUUGGUCCUCAUCAUCACCAUCAUCUCCCACUGUGGCUACCACCUACCCUUCUUGCCUUCACCUGAAUUCCAUGACUACCACCAUCUCAAGUUCAACCAGUGCUAUGGGGUCCUGGGGGUGCUGGACCACCUCCACGGGACUGACACUGUGUUUAAGCAGACCAAGGCCUACGAGAGACACAUGAUCCUGCUGGGCUUCACCCCGCUCUCCGAGAGCAUCCCUGAUCCCCCGAAGAAGAUGGACUAAGACACGGCCCGAGUGCCAUCCUAGCCGUGCCCUCUGCACGGUCUGCUAAGGUGGCCUGAGGCCUCCUGGUCGCACCUACCAACUCGCUCCUUCAGCCACGCACUCUGAUGACAAACCACGAGGGCAGGGGGGAGGUCAGCCUCCUGGAAAAGCAGGCCCAAGGAGGGGACCAGGGCUCCCCCAACUACCCCUAUCAUCCCAAAGGGGACCAGGGAUUGGCGUAACGAAAAAAUAUAGCUCCUUGGAAUGGAGACCAGUCAGAGGGAAGAAGCCACUUUGACAGGGCUCCUGGGGGGUCCCCCUGGUCCUCUGCUGUGGAAGGGGAGAGGGACACCAGAUGACUCCUUGGUAGCCCUGCCAAGACAGAGAAUGACAAAGGUGGCAGGAGGCCGUGUGGCUCCAGCCAUAGCUCCUCCUGAUGCCAAGGGGUGGGAGAACCAGAAGAUACUGCUUUGCCCCUUCCUGUCCCCAAAAGCCUCUCUCAUUCUGUACUCAGGCCAGGGCCAGGACACCCUGGCAACGGUUCUGGGAUCAAGUCCCCACUGCUUCCCAACACACACACGCGCACACACACGCACGCGCACACACACGCACACGCACAGACACACAGCGUGAUAAAGACCCCACUUCAACUCUGCCCCACUGCAAUUGGACAUCACCCCUCUCUGAAAAUACCAAUCACAGGAGCUCCUCCUGUGAUUACAACUGAGAUACCAAAAAGAGGCGCAGACCAAAUCUCAAUACCUUCAGCCACAGGCGGAAACCAAGGGCCAAACCCUGUGGCCCCGCUCAGCUGGGGCCCCCUUUUAGCCACAGAGGGUAGGGUCGGAGUUGCUGACCUUUGGGGACACCCAACUGAGGCCCCUAAUUAGGCUCUCUGAGGCAGGACCGAAGGAGCUAGAACCCUCUUCCUCCACUAAAGCAAGAAAUACACGGCCGAACAGCAGGUAAAAUCCUUAUUUCCCCCUCAAAUGAUGAACCAGUUGUUUCAGCACCAUUUUUACAGGAUGACUUUAGCAGUAAUGCCUUUUCCAAUGAGACCUUAUUGUCUACGACAAAACCACAGAGCUGCCCAGGUGGAAGCAGUCUCCACCCUGGGUUCGCUCAGCUGCUUCUGACAUUGCCAGGAACCCUGUGGCUCCCAGUAUCAACGUGAAGACACUCUGAUUUGUAAGGCCACCAUUAUAGUUUCCAAAGUCUGAUAUUCUCCUGAACAUUCAGUUCUCCUCUGUCCAGAAAACCACCCGCUGUAGUUUUAUAAAAUACUUUAACAUCUGAUAGGGCCACAUCUCCAGGCAGAGCUAUCAAAGAGGACGACCUCCUGCCACGGGCCCUAUCUCCCCAGAGGACCUGCCCAAGAGGCCGACCAGGCGCUUAGCAGGCAGCGUCCUCCUCGGGCCUGGGUGGGCCCAGCCCCCUCCCUGGGACCGCAUGCCCUUCGCUUGAGCACAGCUCCUGGUGCACCAGUGCUGGACGUGCUCAUAGCUGCCGACCUGCACCCACAACCUGUCCUACGAAUAAACAAACAGUUGGAAAACAGUCCCUCUUCAGUGCACUGAGCGAGGGUCGGGAAUGAGGAGUGUGGAGGACGAGGAAGAAUGGCGGUCUCUCCUUUUAACAUCUGUAGACCUGGAGGUACUGCUGGGGCGCAGAGGGGCGAGGGGCCUCGUUCUCUCACCCUUUUUCUUAGGCAGGUCGCUGGGCCUGGCCCCGACACUGGUUACCAAAUAGCCUCAAGGAAAGGUCGAGGUCUCAACACUGGCAGCAGAGAAUGUGCAUGUGAAUGGAGAAAGGAUGGAAAACAAACCGGUCUCCUCUGCAGUGAAUACUUGGGUUUCUGUCUCCCUACGCGAGUCGUUCCGGCAUCACGACCACACGGUGUCUGUGCGCCACAGCAGCACAAGGAAACACUCUGUGGCUUCUUUCAGAGUAUUCCCAGCAAGCCGUGGAAGGAAUGAAUGUCUUCCUCUUCCCAGAGCGGCCCGCAGAAGCCCUGCCCACUGUCUCCUAGCCUCACCUUUGGCCCCUGCGGGCCAUCGGUGCUCUUAAAGUUCCUGUUCACCUGACACAAGGUGGAAUUGUCUGGAAAACCAUUUCAGAUGGGACGCUCAAGUGCCAGGCCCAGGAGACAAACAGCUGUCAGGGAAUGAGUAAACAAGGCUCAUGUUCAGUUUUGUAAUGACACCCCAAGGCCAGGCCGGCAUUCAGACUGCUGGUGCCUGGCCUCACGGGCCAGGGAGAGGUACCAGCAGCUCAGGGGCCGGUCCCGGUGGGAGCGCUCAUCCUUCCUUCCCCGGCGUCAAUCCUCAGGGCUCCGUGGCCGACCUGGAUUCCACAGGGCCAGAGUGUUGGUCCCUCCUUUAUACCCCGCAGGGAAGUCUGUCCAGUGAGGAGUCACAGCAACUUGUAUCUUCCUGGCUGUGCCCUGACACCAUGCCAAGCCACAGCCAGUGCCUGAAGUCCUCGAAUUCCAGCUGCUGGAAUGGUGUCGCUCUGGUCUGUGGCACUGCCUACAGCUGCCCCAUCUCACUUGAGACACGAGGCGGACAUGAAUUCGAGGCUGGCAGAAGCUCUCCGUAUCUCCGAGGAAACACCUGGAAGCACUAGCAGCCGUAGAAGCUGUGUCGGAGCCCCUGCCCUGGGCAGACUCCCCGACAGCACAGUGGCAGAGCCCCGCAGAGGUUUCCUGUGCACAUCCCGAGCGCAGGCUCCUCUGCAUCUGCGGUCGGAAGGAGAACCAGGCUCCACCCCACACCCCCAACAGCUGCACCCCUCAUGGGAGACCAGCCAGGCUUUUGCCUUUUCAACUUUUUAUUUUUAUACAUUUUUUUGUAUUAAAAAGAAAAGCAUAAUUACCACAAAUUACAAACGACUAAAGCAGGACUAGAAUAAUGAAUGAAUCACUUCAGCCUGGAAAGCAGAUACUCUCAAUAAUAUUAAUGUUAUAAUACAAGCUCAUUCAAGUAUUUUACAUUUUUUUGUCCUUGUAAGUGUGAUAUCCUAGCACAUGGUAAAGAUAAUGUACUAUGAGCAUAAGGUGGAACCUUCUCCGCAAAGCCGGUGACAAGUUUUCCUCUCCAGUCAGAAAUGGGCUGUAUGCUCUUAUCUUCUCUGCCUCUGCUAUCAACACGGCUGAAGGAGAGGGUGGGGCUGGGGCACAUCCCGGGCCCUGCGCACACAGGAGAGACCUGGGGCCCCCGCUCAGGAGGCACCAGGCGAUUCAGACCGCUCUACCCAGGCUUCUGGCAAAAAACCACCACCCUCCCUAUAAGCUAGUUGUCCUUCUUGCCCCUCCUUCCCACUGCCAGGGCUUUCUGAGCAACUUUCUUUUCAAAAACCAAUCAUCAGGAAAGGGAAAAAAAGAGCUACAAUAGAACAAAACAAAAACAUAACAACUUUGACACGGGGGGCUCUGCACCUGGAUCUGAGCCCAAGGGGUCCAGGCUGGGGCAGGGUCGGGCAGCCCCUCUCUCCUGGUAGUGCCUUUACUCCCAGAUUCAGGAGAGCACGAGAGAAACCUGCCCCUUAGCAGGGCCGAGGUACACAGACCUUCUGAUGUUUGGUGCCCAAAGGCUGUGUUGGCAUGGACCAAUCUUGGAAGGGAACAGGAUGAACAGAAGGAUUUGGGCAGGCUGUUGCUUUGUGUCUCCGAUCUUGGAUCCCCAUGGAGGAUGGUGCUUGUCACAGAUACAUCGGUCCUAAAUUCAAGUGUCUUCAGAAAGUGAAGAUGUAAACUACUCUUUGCAACAUUAACUCCGAACAUGUUACAAAAAAAAAAAAAAGGAAAGAAAAAAAGGAAGAAAAAAGCCCCCCCAACCCCAGCCUGUGUUGAGAUGACGUCCUCACCUCCCCACCCAAAAGGGGCUUCCUCUUUGUGGGGUGUCUGUGGGGAGGAUCAGGGAGAGGAUGGCAGCCCCCUGGCCUGGGAGUAAACUCUAGAUAAGAACAGCCUUUCCCCAUACUCCCAAGGCUUCCUUGUGCCCCCAAACCCAGCAGAGGACAAACACUGAGGUUUCUGUGGUGCUGGAUACAGUACAGGGCCGAGCAACCCAAAGGAAAGAAAGAGGCAAUGAAGGGAAGGAGGAGGGCGUCCAGUGUCUGGCACAUUGUGGGGCAGGCACCAGAUUGGGCAGGGAGAGGCCUCAAACCCCACUGUCAGAGCAGAGACCAGACACUCAUCCUUGGCUUUCGAGACAACCGGCUCACAGGAACUAAGAUGGGCUUCCCCAUACUAACUGCUGGGAGGCCAGAGAUGGGGGAGGGCACAGGCCAAAGCAAUGAGGUGCCCAAGACAUAGGGCAAGCCCUAGCCAGCCUGAGAUACUGUCUCCGACUCCCAGCUUUAGGGCCCGACAGAGGAAGCAGUUGACAAGGGCCAAGAGGCGUGAGCACAUGACCACCACCACCCUGUGGUGAGCGUGUUGGCAUACCCGCACCCAGCCCCGUUUGUGAGGGUCAGUUUUGGGUCACCCUCCCUAGCUCUGGAUGCCAGGAGACUCCAGCCAUUCCACUGUCAUUCACAGCCCAAGUCAAGCAGUCAGUGGCUGGAGAAGUCAGGUAUACUCUAUGUCCACAUAUACCUUCCUGCCACAGGGCUUCUCCAACUGGCAGGACCCCCCCCCCCCACCCUCAAAGCCUCCUCAAUCUCUCGUUCCCAGGCGGGGUCAACUGGAGGGUGGGCAGAGAUGGCUUGCAGAGGGGGCGGGGCGCAAGAUGGGGAUACCCACCCGGCCCAAGGGAGGAGAACGGCAUCUCUCUCCACCUUUUAAGAGACAAAGCCUCCUCGAGGUCUCAGAGAUCUAUCAAGGGAACGCAAGAAAGGUUUCCAAGCCUCAGCUGCCAAGUGUUCACCUUUCCCCUCUGAGGUGGGGGAGACAGUCAAGCCGAGGACGAGUGUGUCCCAGAUCCAGGCCAACGCUGUCCUCCAACAGUCUGAAGCAAACUUGGCCUUGGCGUUCCAAGGGUAGGAUGAAGGGUGUCACGGCAGGACGGGCCCUGGCGUGAGGCAACAGCAAGCAGAGCAAGGACACGACAGUGGCAGCAGUGUACAGACACGGGACGUCAGCUUCAAAUGAUGCAACAGCGGAGAUAUUCUGGGCACGGCUCUGAUCUGAGCCGCCCCCAACUCUCUUGCCUACAGGCAGGAGGCACUGUACAUGCAACUCAAUCCAGAGACAGAUUCUAGUCAAUCCAGCCCAGGCACAUCCAGAGAAGGUGGGAGCUCUUCGAGUUGACUCCACCGAGGAAAACAGGCAUUUGGGUAUUUCAGAUUCCCACUCCACAAUAAGGCAACUUUUAAAAAAAUACUAUUUCCAAGAACAAAACAAGAAAAUUCCAAGGGUAGGGGAAAGACAUCACUUUCUGUGGAUUAGGUGGGGGUUUUCUGAUGGUUUUUUUUGGUCUUUUAUGGUCGAUUUUGUCUUUUUUUUUUUUUUUUCUUUUCCAUUUUCCCAAGGAUGGAAA